AUGGCGGGCAACGGCGGCGGCUGCUGCUGCUGCGGGGAGCGGGAGGGCGGCGGCAGCCCCGAGGAGCUGACGAUUCUGGGAGAGACGCCGGAAGAAGACGAUGAAAUUCUGCCGCGGAAAGAUUACGAGAGUUUGGAUUACGACAAAUGCAUAAACGAGCCGCACCUUGAGGUGCUGGAAACACUGGAUAACAAGAAAGUCAAGCGGUACGAGGUGGUGAAAUGGGUGUUGGUGUUCUGCAUUGGGGUCUGCACGGGAUUGGUUGGUCUCUUCAUCGAGGUCUUUGUUCAUCUCUUGUCACAGCUCAAGUUCCAAAUUAUUGGGAGGUCUGUGGAGGAAUGCACUGAGCAUGGCUGCCUCGCACUCUCCCUCCUCGAGCUUCUCGCCUUCAACAUGAGCUUCGUCUUCCUGGCCAGCCUGGCGGUAGUGAUUGCGCCGAUUGCAGCGGGAUCCGGAAUUCCUGAAAUUAAAUGCUACCUGAACGGGGUGAAGAUUCCCGGGAUUGUCAGGCUACGGACGCUGAUGUGUAAGGCAGUGGGCGUGCUUUUCUGUGUGGCCGGAGGACUGUUUGUGGGGAAGGAGGGGCCGAUGAUCCACAGUGGGGCAGUGGUGGGAGCGGGGCUGCCGCAGUUUCAGAGCAUUACCUUCCGCAAGAUCCGAUUCAACUUCCCGUAUUUCCGCAGUGACCGAGACAAGCGGGACUUUGUGUCGGCUGGGGCAGCAGCGGGUGUGGCGGCAGCGUUCGGGGCCCCGAUCGGGGGCACCUUGUUCAGCCUGGAGGAGGGAUCUUCGUUCUGGAACCAGGCGUUGACCUGGAAAGUGCUGUUCUGCUCCAUGUCGGCCACCUUCACAUUGAACUUCUUCCGCUCUGGCAUUCACUACGGGAGCUGGGGCUCCUUCCAGCUGCCUGGGCUGCUCAACUUCGGGGAGUUUAAGUGCGCAGAUGGAGAUAAGAAAUGCCACCUGUGGACGGCCGUGGACUUGGCUUUCUUCAUCAUCAUGGGGAUCAUCGGGGGCCUCCUAGGUGCAAUGUUCAACUGCCUGAACAGGAGACUGGCCAAGUACCGUCUGCGCAACGUACAUCCCAAAGCCAGGGCCAUACGGAUUUUGGAGAGUUUGCUGGUUUCUAUGGUGACAACACUGAUUAUUUUCGUGGCCUCCAUGACGCUGGGCGAGUGCCGGGAGCUGCCAUCACGCACAGACAUCAACAAUGCCUCCAUGCCGGUCACUGAGAGCAGCGUGAACUCCAGCAUCAAAACCUUCUUCUGCCCCAAUCAUACCUACAAUGACAUGGCCACGCUGUUCUUCAACCCGCAAGAAACCGCCAUUCUCCAGCUCUUCCACCAGGAAGGAACCUUCAGUCCCGUCACUCUGGCCGUGUUCCUGUUGCUGUACUUUGUGCUGGCGUGCUGGACAUAUGGCCUCGCUGUCCCCAGUGGCCUGUUCGUGCCCUCGCUGCUGUGCGGAGCAGCCUAUGGCCGGCUGGUGGCAAACAUCCUCCGGACUUACAUCGGGAUGAGUCACAUCUACUCUGGGACCUUUGCUCUGGUCGGGGCAGCCGCCUUCCUUGGGGGUGUUGUCCGCAUGACCAUCAGCCUCACCAUCAUCCUGAUCGAGUCCACCAAUGAGAUCACGUAUGGUCUGCCCAUCAUGGUCACGCUCAUGGUGGCAAAGUGGACCGGAGACCUGUUCAACAAAGGGAUCUAUGACCUUCAUGUGGAUCUCCGGGGUGUCCCUUUACUGGAGUGGGAGACUGACGUCGAGAUGGAUAAACUAACAGCGAGUGAUAUCAUGGAGCCCAAUCUAACCUACGUGUAUCCGCACACUCGCAUCCAAUCCCUCGUCAGCAUCCUGCGGACCACAGCGCAUCACGCUUACCCCGUCGUCACGGAGAACAAGGGCAACGAGAAGGAAUUCAUGAAGGGAAACAUUCUGAUCAGCAACAACAUUAGAUUCAAGAAGUCGAGUAUCCUGACCCGAGCUGGAGAGCAGCAUAAGCGGAGUCAGUCCAUGAAGUCCUACCCGUCCAGCGAGCUCCGCAACGUGUGUGAUGAGCCCCUGAUCCCGGAGAUUGCCGAGGACGGAGAGGACAUGUUACAGCAAAUGCUGGAGAGAAGACACGCCCCGUAUCCCAAUCUGUACCCGGACCAGUCUCCCAGUGAGGAGUGGACGAUGGAGGAACGUUUCCGACCUUUAACCUUCCACGGGCUGAUUCUGCGCUCGCAACUUGUGACGCUGCUGAUCCGAGGCGUCUGUUACUCGGAGACUCAGUCGAGCGCUACCCAGCCCCGGCUCUCCUACUCAGAGAUGACAGAAGAUUAUCCGCGAUAUCCUGACAUCCACGACCUGGACCUGACUCUCCUGAACCCCAGGAUGAUUGUGGACAUCACACCGUACAUGAACCCAUCUCCCUACAUGGUAUCUCCAAACACGCAUGUGUCUCAGGUGUUUAAUCUGUUCCGCACCAUGGGGCUGAGACAUCUGCCGGUGGUCAAUGCAGUGGGAGAGAUUGUCGGGAUCAUCACAAGGCACAACUUGACACACGAGUUUCUACUCUCGAAGCUUCGGCAGCACAACAUGACGAUCUGAGAGUUAGUUACAGGCUCUAUGAGGGUUUGACUGUGAGGUGCCGUUUAGCCCAGCGCCUCACGCCGGCCGGUGCCUCUCUCGCAGGCUCAGAAUUAACCCUCGCGGCUUUGCGGCCCCACACACUGCAGUCAGCGUCAGGUGGGAAUUCCGGUUAGUUUCUGCACAGCACAGUGACUGUUAAUUGUGGGCCUGCUGUAAAUAAUCGCCGUCUCUCAGGAGUCACAGCUCUUUAACUUCACAUAAUGGAUCGCUGCACUCGCCAGGAGCUGUGGUGGAGAAUUAAUCUGAACAGAACCGAUUCCUUCGUAGCUGCAUCAUGGGACCGACAGACAAUAUUAGAUUAAUAUCGUAGAUUGUUUACACACGGAUGCUGCCAACAAGGUAACCUUUUGCACAGUGGGUCCCAGGAUCCAGUGUGUGUGUAUGUAUGUGUGUGUGUAGCUUUGAACCCGACCUGUUCUCUGGUGUAAAAUCCUGGUGUGUAGGUUUGCUGAUGCUAUGGGAUAUCACAGUUUGGGUUAGAUGUUGGGUCUCAGCGUGUACGAUGUGUACGACACACGUCACUACAUUUAUAGAGCUCUUGAUCUCCCAACACUUUUCCUCUAUUCCUCCACCUUCCUGCCCCUUCCUUCCCCAUCUUCAGGUCAUGCCUGAAGACCUUCCUAUUUGACCAGUGCCUAAGGCCACCUGCCGCCGCAUUGGCAUUGUGCACCGCCACUGUCAGGCACUCUGGGACCUGCCCUGCAUGAGGGGCGCUGAGUCGUUAUUAUCAUGUUCCGGGGGUGCAACCACCUGAGCGAGCAAAUUGAUCGAUGGCUUUUACUCGUAGCACUGAGCGCUCGAGCAAGCAGAGACCUGAGUCUGUGACUGAGUUACUCAGAGACUCGAUCGAGUUCAGCCUUUGUGUUUUACGAGCUCCAAAACCCUCAGCAAGAAAUUGAGAAGUCUUUCACAUCAUUUCAGGAGCUUUUCGCUGUUCAGUGAAACUCAAAUUCACGGGUCCAUCAUGUGCAGUGCAGGGGAGAAGGGCCCAUAGGCCUCGUUCUGUGCUCUAAUUUCUCUGACUCCAGGUAACAUUUUUGCAUUAAUUUAACACUAACGUAAGGAAACUAACUCUAAACGGUACAAAAACUAACAGGAGUUUCACUGGUCACAUUCCUUCUUAUUAAACCUGUAUUUUAGAUUUUUUUUUAUUUUGCCUUCGAGACUGCAAACGCUUGUAGAGUAAGUGCAGUUGUCGGCUGUUGUUUAUUACAAGGCUGGCGCCGCCUGGUGUAUUUUUAUGAACAAAUCUUAUGAUAUUUGUUUUCAUUCUGCCGCAAAGCCGUGUCUGUCAUUUGGAGGUUUCCCCUGGGGAUCGUAAGGACCUGUUUCAGCGAGGCAGAGCGAGCAGCCCCAGUUUCAGGGAGAAUUUUUGUGUGUGUGUGUGUGUGUGCACAGAUGGCUGCUAAACUCACUAAAUAUCCAGUGUUGCACAUUAGUUGUUCUCGUGAAGCUGCAGCUUACUAAAACAAUCUUUUUCGUCAGACCUUAAAACCAUGUGCUCCCCGAGCCACCAUUUGAGGAAUUAUUUAUAAUAAUAAUACUCGUUUUAUUAUUCUAAAUGUACUGUGACGCGGAAGGUUUGAGGAAGCGUUUGCCUGAUGUGAGUGCUCGUUGCUGUUGCUUCUUGUCUGAUUUGCACCAGCGUCAGAUUUGCGCUUAUUAAAUUCACUUUCUUUGUUCAUAAAAUUAAAUCCCAUAAAUUACCCCUGCGGGGGCUGCUGCUGAUUUCCAUGUAUAUCAACGCCUCUAUUAAUGAUGCUUCAAAACAUAAAUGCACAUUUGAUGAUCAUAUUUUACACUGGUAGCUUCAGGCUGAAACCAUUAAAUCCACCUGUCACUACACCCUGGAGGCUGAUAUAACCUUGUGCUUGUAUGUAUAUAUAUAUAUAUAUUGUGGGUUUGCUGGUUCUCUUGCCCUGCGGAGGGCUGUGUUGGGCUGACCACACAACACUACGUGCAGUGGAAAUGUACUGCUUGUAUCUGCUGGCAUUUCCUGUGUGAUCCCUUUGUGUGGAUUUUGUAGCGAUCCCUUUUAAAGGAAAAAAAAGUUUCACCUUUUCUCCUCACCUUGUGUGUAAUCUGAGCUGUUGUGUUAGUGACGCUUGGGGUGUCUGUGAAGGGAGCGUGGCGUCAUCUUGUGCUGAUAUCAAUGUAGCAUUUGCUCCCACAAACCUGUGACUGUCUGACUGUGUGGACACAUCGUGGAAAACUUGGAGAAUAUUAUAUCAAUGUUUUAAAGCACGGAAACAGUGCUGAGACCAGAAUGAGAUUCGCUGCGACACCAUCUCCCCUGUGAGAGAUCUAGACAUUUGCACUUAAUAUUUCUUUAUCUGCAGAUUAUUUAACAUCUUUGUAAUUUAGCUUCUGAUCUGAUUUGGAAUUUUUAUUUUUUUAUUCUACAUAUUUGUUGCUGUAUUUUGCAGCCUCUGUUUGUUUUUAAUUAGAUUAAUUGCAGUAAGUUUUAAUUCUUUAAUUGUAAUAAACAUUCCAUUUGUGCUC
Messenger RNA from Callorhinchus milii (elephant shark), 5133 nucleotides. RefSeq names its product chloride transport protein 6-like. The transcript has 23 exons. The coding region runs from base 1 to 2589 and encodes 862 amino acids. Gene Ontology annotation, molecular function: voltage-gated chloride channel activity. Gene Ontology annotation, cellular component: intracellular membrane-bounded organelle; lysosomal membrane. Gene Ontology annotation, biological process: transmembrane transport; chloride transport. The record is from RefSeq and is a predicted model, not a curated record. Lineage: Eukaryota; Metazoa; Chordata; Chondrichthyes; Chimaeriformes; Callorhinchidae.